CUUUACCUGGGUAGAGAGACUGGACGGCAGCGAGACUGAACAGGAACGAGAAGGAAAGAGGAGAGAAGCUUACAGGGACUACAGACAGCCAAGAUGUUUAAGAAGAAGGAAUACAGUCCUGUGAAGAUAAGCAAGAGCCAGGCUAAUGACCUGGCUGUACUGAUCGCCCGCAUGCAGCACAACGCUGACCAGGUGGAAAAGAACGUGCUGAAGGCUGAGGAGCUGCUGGCUGCGGACCAGCAGAGAGAGAGCCAUGCGCUGCAGCACCUGCAGGAGAGUGCUGAUGAGUUGACUGAGGGAGAAGCUCUGCUGAAGCAGCUGUUCCUGGAUGUGGACCAGGCCAAGAGGCUGCAGCACCCCCAGGCUGCAGAGAUAGAGAACGAUGUGAGUAACCUGCAUGAACGCUGGUCGAAGGCCUGUGAGAUCUACAGAGAGCUGUACAAACCUGUGAAGGGACUAGACCUGAGCCCACAAAUCAAUUGGAACCAAGUGAUGCAGGACAAGCAGAAGCAGAUGAACUCUACUGGUUAUGGACCAUCCCUGUCUGAUGUGGAGAAGCAGAUUGCUGCUCAGAACAUCCUGCACCAGGAGAUAGAGGCCUACAGACCCCAGCUGGACCCCUCGAACAUGGAGAAGAGUGCUGACAUCAGGAAGCAGUGCUCUGACCUUCUGGAGAGCUCCCAGGCCAGAAGCAAACACCUGGGAACACUCUAUGACUACAUGCAGAGCUGCACCAAGGAGUUGGCCUACCUGGCAGAGGAACAGGAUCGGAUCCUCCGCAGGGACUGGAGCGACCGGAUGCUGGAUCCUCCAGGAGUACGCAUGCAGUAUGAGAAGUUCAAGAACAAUACUCUGCUGACCCACGAGACGGAGACCAGCCAGCUGCUGCAGAAUGGAGACCGGCUGGUGCAGAUUAAGCACCCUGCUAGCGCCACCAUUGAGGCCCACCGGGAUGCAGUGCAGAACGAGUGGCAGAGUUUCCUCAACCUUUGCAUCUGCCAGGAGACUCACCUGGACAACAUAGAGGACUACAAGAAGUACCAGCUGGAUGCUGAGACCCUGGGAGAGUCCCUGAGGAGGCUGAGCUUGUCCCUGGACCCGCGGGCGUUGGCCAACCGGAGCAACCCUGAGGUGCUUCUGCAGCUGGAGGGAGAGCUCUCUGCGCUGGAGCGAAACGAGCAGCGUCUCCUGGCCUUGAGGCAGCUCAGCUCCAACAUCGCCCCCCUCAGGCUGCGCCGCCUGCCCCCCACCAAGCCCACAACCCUGCUGGCCCUGUGUGACUGGACCAACGAAGAGAACUUGAUAAGUCGAGGAGAGCGUCUGACUCUGAAGGACAACUCAGAGGUGAUCUGGGAGGUCCAGACCAGUGCUGGGACGAGGAAGACUGUCCCAGGGGCGUGCCUGCUCAUCCCCCCUCCUGAUGCCCAGGCCAUGGACACCCUGGCCAGUCUGGACAAGGAACUGACAGACCUGAAGAAGAGGAGAACAGCUUUGAUGUCGUCUCUGAGGAGCUCUGGUGUGGAUGUUGUUAGAGCACAGACAGCAGCCCCCGUCUCCAGCGCCCCCGAGGCGCCCAGAGUGUCGGAGCUGGCGGAGCAGCUGGAGCGGAUCAGCGGCAGGCUGGAGCAGAGUGAGAGAGAAAUCCUGGGACGGACCAGAGCUCCGCUGGACCGCAGGAGCCCCACGACUGACCUGAGCAGCAGGCUGGCUCUGCAGCAGGUCACCUGUGUGACGGUGCGGGGGCUGGAGGCAGAAAAGGCAGCUGUCCAGAGGGAGUUGGAGCCCAUCGUAUCCCAGAAUGCCCUGGGUCAUGCCAACUCUUCUCUACCCCUGAUGCUCAAUGCCGUGAACAACAAGUUUGACUCCAUCAACACCCUCUCCGACCUCUACACCAAGAAGGCCACAGCCUCCAUGUUUCUGGAGAAGCAGGUCCAAAAGGUGGAUGAGAUGAUAUCUGGCUUUGAGGAGCAGCUGGCAGAGGAAGAAGCCAUCCCUGACAUGCCCGGCGCCCUGCAGAACCACAAUCUGAAACUACAGGCUCUGCGCAGGGAGGUGUCGUCAGGGCAGGAGGACAUGCACAAGAUGAGUAGGGAUCUGGAGAACGUGGAGCAGCUAAGCAGUUCUCUGCAGAAGACCUUCGGGGAGUUCUGUCCUGACAUCCAGCGCCAGGCGGCCCGGGUGAGGCAGCUCCGGAACCGCUACGCCAACGUCAACAGCCAGAUACAAGAGAGAACUUCUCUGAUUCAAGAAGCAGCCAAUAAGAACCAAGGGUUCCAGACCUCUGUCCAAUCAUUGAACUCAUUCCUGACCAGCUUGCCCAAUAAUACAAUCAAUCCCAGCGAUGGCUUGUCUCAAAUCAACGCAAAGCAAAACUCUCAGAAGAGAGUGGUGGAGGAUGUUCAGAGGAAGUCUGAGGAUCUGAAACGAGCAGUGGAACAGUCUAGAGACUUGCAGAACCUUCUCAACGAGUAUGAGGCCAAGACUGAUAAAUACCGAGCUGUGAGAGGCGACGAUGAUGAGACUGAUGCCAAGAGAUGCCAUGUUUCCGCCAUGGCUGACGCUGUGGAGAAAAAGGAGAGGGAUCUGCUGCACAUGUACUCUGAGGUGUCCGCUGCAAACAAUCAGCGACUGAGCCAGAUGGGUUUGGCUAAGAACAUCAUUGCUCAGAACGAGGAGAAGGUGACCCUGGUGGAGGUGAAGCAGCAGAUGCAGAUGCAAAGCCAGCAGAGGAACCUGGAGGAGACCGACGGCCUGAGGAAAGAGUUGGCUGACGAGGUCGUCAGACGCACCCACGCCGAGAAUGACCUGGACACCUACAGGAAGAGGUUCAUGUCUCUGAAGAGCCGCCGAGGCGUGGAACGCGUGGAGGAGAAGGAGGUGGUUCAGUACUACCGCGACCCUAAGCUGGAGGGCGACCUGGAGGCCCUAAGGAACAAGAUCAAGCAGGAGGCCAUGCUGCGCUCAGGAACCCAGUCCGAGAUUGAGAUGGUCAACCAGAAGGUCAUCCUCCUGGAGGCUGAGAGGACGAGUGUGAAGCCCAAGCUCGUGACCAAGGUGCUGACGGAGUUUGAGAGGGAUCCCCAGCUGGACAAGGAGGCGGCCAGACUCCGGGAGGAGAUGCGCAAGAUCAGGGAGGAGGUGUUGCUGCGAGACUCAGAGACCGUCCAGAUGAAGACAGAGAUCACGGUUCUGGCGCAGCAGAAGCCGAAGAUCAAGGAGACCGUAGUGAAGAAGGAGGUGGUGAAGCUGGAGAAGGACCCAGAGAUGCUGAAGGCCGUUCACACCUUCCAGAUGGAGAUCUCAGAAGAAGGUUCACACAGUAAGGCUCUCAACGACAACAUCUUCCAUACCAGGAGCGAGAUCAACACCCUGGAGAGGGUCAUCCCCACCAUCCAGCCCAAGAUCAUCUUGAAGGAGCUGAAAAGAGUGGAACAGGAUCCACUUCUUCUGGAAGAGUCCAAGACCCUCAGGACGUCCCUGGAGGAGAUGAACAGUGAGAACAGCAGCCUGCUGAGAGAGAUCUCCAGCUUGCAGCUGCGCUACAGCGAGGUAGAGAAGGUGAAGCCCAGACUGGAGGUGAAGGAGAUCAUCAACGAAAUCUACAGGGUGGAUCCGGACACCGAGCUGGAGCUGCAGCGGCUGAGGAAGCAGCUGCAGGAGUACAGACGGAACUGCUCCAACCUGGAGCAGGAGAUCAACAUAGUGAUGGUGGACCUGAAGACCCUGCGCUCCCAGAAACCCAAGGUGGAGUACAAGGAGGUGACCCAGGAGGUGAUUAAGGAGGAGAAGAGCCCUGAGGUCAUCCGAGAGCUACAGAGAUUGAAUGAGCAAGUGUCCCGGCUGCGAAUCACUUACGACAGCACCCUGGAUAUUCUCAGCCGCCUACGCAAGGAGAGGAAUGAGUGGAAGACAGAAAAGUCUAAGGUUGAGAUGAAGAUGGUGACCAAGGAGGUGAUAAAGUAUGAAAACGACCCCCUGUUGGAGAAGGAGGCUGAUCGGCUGAGGAAAGACCUGAGGCUGGAGAUCCAGCAGCGCCGCAACGUUGAGGAGACGGUCUUUGACUUGCAGAACAAGUACAUCCUCCUGGAGAGACAGAAGCCAGAGGAGAAGAUUGUGACUCAGGAGACUGUUCAUCUCCAGACGGACCCCAAGCAGAUCCAGGAGCACGAGAAGCUGAACAAGACCUUAGACGAGGAGGUGAAGGUGCGCAGGAAGCUGGAGCUGGAAGUCAGGCAGCUGAGGAGCCUGGUGGAGGAGAAGGAGAGGAGCCUGGUGCUCAUGGAUGACGGUCAGAAGAAGAUCCAGGUGGAGGCGGAGCUGAGGCAGAUCAGAACCCUCAUCCUAGAGCUGGAGAACACGCCUCCUCCAAUCGAGGAGAAGAUCAUCAUCGAGGAAGUCCUGAAGGUGGAGAGGGACCCCAAACUGGAGAGGCUGACCGAUGGCCUCCGUACAGACAUGGAGACCGAGGGCACCAGCAUCAGUCGCCUGGAGAGAGACAUCCGCAACCUGAGAAUCAAGCUAAACAUCUUGCAGAAGGAGAAGUCGGUAGAGAAGAUAGUUUACAAAGAGGUGAUUAGAGUGGAGAAGGACCAGACAGUGGAAUCAGAGAGGGACCACUUCCUGGAUCUGGUGGGCCAGGAGAGGAAUGCCAGACGGGACCAGGAGGACCAGAUCCAGAAGCUGAACUCCAAGAUGACCCGGCUGCAGAGCUCCAGGUCCAGCAGCUGCCAGGAGGAGAGCAGCCUCACGCUCGGCCGAGACAGCCUGCUGAAGGAGAAGGAGAAGCUCAGGCAGGAGCUACACUCCAUGGAGGCAGAGAAGCAGGACAUCAGCAUCACCUUCCAGCAGGAGUCCAAACUCCUCAGCGAGAGGAACCAGGUCAGCAGGCAGAGGAGUAUCAAGAUGGAGUCAGAGGUUCAGGGUCUGGAGAGGGACAUCUUGAAUGAAAAAGACAGGAUCCACCAGAGGGAGACCACCAUCAUGGAGCUGCAGGCUGCCAUGAAGAAGGAAGACCACUCCGAGACCCACACCAGAGAGACAAACCUCUCCACCAAGAUCACCAUCCUGGACCCAGAGACGGGUAAGGACUUGUCCCCCUAUGACGCGUAUCUGGAGGGGCUGAUUGACCGUAAGCAGUACAUCCACCUGCAGGAGCUGGAGUGCGACUGGGAGGAGAUCUCUUCCCAGGGGCCCGAUGGGGAAACCUCCAUCCUGCAGGACCGAAAGAGCGGGAAACAGUUCUCCGUCAAAAACGCCCUGGCGGACGGACGACUGACACAGUACGAUGUGCACCGCUACAAGGAAGGCAAAAUGCCCAUCUCAGAGUUCGCCCUCUUAGUUGCCGGAGAAAACAAACCAAAGCCCUUCCUCGGCCCAAUCUCUGUCCCCAAGACAUCUACGAAGACGAGUGUGUCGUCUCCUCUUAGCUCCAUGCCGUCCUCCCUCAGAUCCUCUUACUCCAGCCUCACCAGCAGCAGCUCUGCUGAGGAGUCAUUCCCCAUUUCCGGCAUUCUGGACACCACCACCGGCAGCCGUAUGUCUGUGCGCAGUGCCUUGACACGCAAGCUCCUGGAUCCCGACACCGCAAUCGUCUUGCUGGAGGCGCAGGCGGCCACGGGCGGCAUCGUGGACCUUAACAGAAAGGACAAGUACUCCGUCCACAAGGCUGCGGAGCGCGGCCUCAUCGACACCAGCCAUCUCCACAAGCUGCUGAAUGCCCAGAAAGCCUUCACUGGUGUGGAGGACCCAGUCACCAGGGAGCGCCUGUCAGCCGGCCAGGCGGGAGAGAAGGGCUGGAUCCCCCACGACAGCGCUAUGAGGUUCAUGGAGGCACAGUACCUGACGGGAGGCCUGGUGGACCCCCACAAGGCCGGACGCCUCAGCAUCCAAGAUGCCCUCUACACCAAGAUGAUUGACAGCACCGUUGCCAAGGAUCUCCAGGAUGUGUCCGCCCACUCUAAAACCAUUGUGGACCCUAUCUCCAAAGAGAAGAUCUCCUACAAGGAGGCGAUGGAUCGCUGCAAGAAGGAUGUGAGCACAGGACUGUUGCUGCUGCCUGCAGCGUCUGGUGGAUCACACAGCCAGGUCUAGACACCUUAGAUCCACGACUAAAGAGUUUACAUUUUGAUUUAUUGAGCAGUUGCUUUGAUCAAAAGCGACAUACUAAUGGUUCAAUUGGAAAGUACAGCAGCAUCCAGCACAAAUCAAGGAUUAAGGAUGCCUGGUUAUGGUGAAGGUUAGCACUGACAUGGCCACCUGAAGAGGGGCAUGCAGCCAUAUUUACAUGUGAGGGUUAGGGUUAGUGUAGGUAUAGAAUAGGAUAGUGUAGAAUAGGGAUUGAUUUAUGUUGUUCACAGAUUAAUUGAUUUUGGUUCCUGUUUGUAUGAGGAGAUUUCUGGGACUUAAUGUGAAUGUUCUGCUCUGGAUGGUUUGUGUGAGAAUCCUAAUGUAUUGUCUUAAUGAUCUUUAAAAAAAUUAUUUUAAUUAUUAUAAUUAUUUUACUUUAUUACUUAUUUUAGAAUCAUAUUCCAAAUUUGAAUCUUGUUUGACCCGUAGUCUUCAUUAAAGGAUAAUUACAUGAA
This is a messenger RNA of Osmerus eperlanus (European smelt), 6581 nucleotides long. Its product is annotated as envoplakin-like. Gene Ontology annotation, molecular function: cadherin binding; structural molecule activity. Bases 94 to 6090 code for a protein of 1998 amino acids. NCBI's taxonomy places the organism in Eukaryota, Metazoa, Chordata, Actinopteri, Osmeriformes, Osmeridae. The transcript has 22 exons. Gene Ontology annotation, cellular component: intermediate filament; membrane; cytoskeleton. The record is from RefSeq and is a predicted model, not a curated record. Gene Ontology annotation, biological process: intermediate filament cytoskeleton organization; wound healing.